Molecule: messenger RNA, 774 nt
Organism: Aspergillus glaucus CBS 516.65
Lineage: Eukaryota; Fungi; Ascomycota; Eurotiomycetes; Eurotiales; Aspergillaceae
Exons: 1
Coding region: 1-774 (257 amino acids)
Source: RefSeq, a predicted model, not a curated record
AUGAAGACCUCGUGGCUUCUUCCAGCCCUCUCCCUCAUCUCAACCGCCCUCUCAGCCGAAUCAAUCCCCUUCCACGAACCCGUCGCUGCUUCAGAACAAAAACGAGCCUUUGAAGUCCUCCAAGUCCUCAACAAGCGAGUCGCUAACAACUGUCCUGGAGGCUACAACCCCUGCUCGAACCUCAACAACCUCAACGUCUGCUGCCGUACCGACGCCCACUGCGCCCGCGAUGGAGCCAACAACAUCGCCUGUUGUCCGAACGGAGCCAGCUGCACAGGCAGCCUCGCUGCAGCGACAGGAACGACAAGCAGCUUCAUGUUCCCACAGACUGCGACCGCGACGGCAACGGGCGAUGCGACUUCAACGACGAAUGGGAUUUCGAUUACGGGGUCGACUAUGAACGGUGCUUAUCCGUUUGUCCAUGUGCCGACGACUUUUGCGGAUGCAGCCACCUGUUCGGCCUAUUAUUCGAGAUGUCAGAGUGACUACACCCAGUGUACUUCGAGUUUGGGGAAUAACGGACAAUAUGCGGUUACUGUGGCUGGAAAUAACGGGGCCGGGGUUACGGUUCAGGGAGGAGAAGCAACGCCGGUGGUGUCUGCUUGCUCGAAUCUGAGGUUGCAGGCGUGCCAUGGGUUGAACUUGGGCUACUGUGAUGAUGCUUACGGCUCGGGAGGUGGUAAUGAGAAUGCGGCGGCGUCAUUCCGGGGGCCGACGAGUCUAACGGACCUUACGUUCGGGAUGGUUGUCGGUGUUGCUGGGAUGUUUAUCUGA